Messenger RNA from Salarias fasciatus (jewelled blenny), 1215 nucleotides. RefSeq names its product GTPase IMAP family member 9-like. The record is from RefSeq and is a predicted model, not a curated record. Lineage: Eukaryota; Metazoa; Chordata; Actinopteri; Blenniiformes; Blenniidae. The transcript has 5 exons. Bases 52 to 1215 code for a protein of 387 amino acids. Gene Ontology annotation, molecular function: GTP binding.
CAAGCCCAGAAGUUCGGGGAGAGUUGAACUGUUUCCAGUUUAGAGAACACAAUGGCAACUGCACAUUCUGGUGAGGGAGAGAUGCAGAGACCAGAGCCACUCAGAAUAGUUCUUCUUGGAAAGACUGGCCAUGGAAAAAGCUCCACAGGAAACACCAUUAUUGGAAAGAAUAAGUUCAAAGCUGAUCUUUCUGUAUCAUCAGUCACCAAAUGUUGUCAGAAAGAAGUGGGUGAAGUGGACGGUCAUACUGUCGUCGUGGUCGACACUCCUGGACUGUUUGAUAACAAUUUGUCCCAUGAUGAGGUUCAGGAGGAGCGGGAUAAAUGUAUCAGUCUUCUGGCUCCAGGACCACAUGUCUUCUUACUGGUGUUAAAAAUCAAACGACUCUCAUUGGAAGACAAGAAGACCCUGAAACUCAUGACCACAGCAUUCGGGAAAAAUUCAGAGAAGUUCACCAUCAUUCUUUUCUCCAAAGGAGAUUCACUGAAAAACCAGGAAAAGUCAAUUGAACAGUACAUCAGUGAAAGUGGUGACUAUUUUAAGAGGCUCGUCUCUGACUGUGGAGGAAGAUACCAUGUGUUUGAUAACUCAGACAGACAAAACACAAAGCAAGUCAGUGAACUGAUAGCAAAGAUCAACACCAUGGUGGAGAAAAACAGAGGUGACUGCUUCAUCAAUGAGGCACUGAAAGUUGAGGCACUAAGAAAAGAAAAGCAAAACAUCCCGAAGGAGAAAGAAAACGAGACGAAAAAUGAGAUGGAAGAUCCUAUAAUAUGUAUACUGAAAAACAUCAGUGAAAGUGGUGACUAUUUUAAGAGGCUCGUCUCUGAAUGUGGAGGAAGAUACCAUGUGUUUGAUAACUCAGACAGACAAAAUCGAAAGCAAGUCAGAGAGCUGAUAGCAAAGAUCAACACCAUGGAAAAUAUCAAUAUACUUGAAGAAAAAUUACGAGAACAAGAAAAGCGACAACAAGAAGAAGAGGAAAGGAAAAGAGAAGUUGACGUGCUCCACCGAGUGUCACAACAAACCUAUGAAGUCUUGCAAUUCAAAAUAAUUCAAAAAUCCUUAUUACAGGAGAUGAUGCUGCAGAAGCUGAGAGAAGAGCUGAAAGAGAAACAAGACGCCUGGGACACGAUCCAGAGGGAAAAUAGGGAGAAAACAUUUGCAGAAAAUAUGCAGAAACAGAUCGAGCAUGACAUGGAACGCCUGAGGUGA